AUGGCAGGAGCGGCUCCUAGUCCUUUAAGUAAGAAACUUUGGAGAGAAUUGACUGAUGUCAAAUUACUGAGUGAAAAUAAUAAGCUAAAACAAGGCAAGUUUAUUUAUGAAAGUUCUUCAUUCGACUAUUCACCAGAGGACUUACCCAAGGGUUAUGCUCAAAAUGUUAUUGUUGGACGAUUAGAACUAACAUCGAAUAUUUAUAAAACUCAUGAUCCUCGAAUUGAAAUCCAUCUACCACCAGAAUAUCCAGUGAAACCACCUGAAGUGGUCAUGGCGACACCAGUCUACCAUCCAAAUGUUAACGAAAAAAAUCGAUUAUGUGAUAAUCGCCUGACUCUGACUGAAACGUGGAAAAAUCAAACGACUUUGCUCGAAGUUCUUGAGAUUAUUAUCGACGUUCUUGAUAAUCCUAAACCUGAAGGUGGUGCAGUGAAUACCGAUAUUGCUAGAGAAUAUAUGCAAAAUAAAGCUGAAUACGAACGAAAGGCGAUGGCAAUGAUCCAGAAGAAUGGAGUACCUCGAUCAUAA
Molecule: messenger RNA, 531 nt
Organism: Rotaria sordida
Lineage: Eukaryota; Metazoa; Rotifera; Eurotatoria; Philodinida; Philodinidae
Source: the annotation of a GenBank genome assembly